AUGGCAGGAGGAAGGAUACCCAAGCAUGAUUUUCUCGUUUGGGUGCUAGCUCGUGUUAGACUUCAUGUCCCAUUAGAGUGUCCGCUAUGCUCAACCAACAUGGAAUCUAGGCAGCAUCUUUUCUUUGAUUGCGCCUUCAGCUCAGAGGUUUGGUCUUUCUUCUACUCAAGGCUCCAUCUAUUACCUCCUUCCUUGCUGGAUGAUGGUAUCAGAUGGUUGAAAGACCCGUCUAGAGACUCCAACAUUGUGUUUAUUGUGAGACUGGCUUUCCAAGCUUGUAUCUAUGGUAUUUGGAGAGAAAGGAACACAAGGCUUCACUCUCAAGUUUCUAGACCGGCUGCGGUGGUGAUAUCAGAGAUAUGUCUCAUCCUACGAGCCAAACUAGACAUCCUAUCUCGGGAGCAACGGAAUCUGCCUUCAACAGUAACCUAUCUCUCAAACUGGUCUCUUCAUUUUGUCUAA
Molecule: messenger RNA, 462 nt
Organism: Brassica napus (rape)
Lineage: Eukaryota; Viridiplantae; Streptophyta; Magnoliopsida; Brassicales; Brassicaceae
Exons: 2
Coding region: 1-462 (153 amino acids)
Source: RefSeq, a predicted model, not a curated record